Messenger RNA from Batrachochytrium dendrobatidis JAM81, 2265 nucleotides. RefSeq lists its product as uncharacterized. The transcript has 12 exons. Gene Ontology annotation, cellular component: nucleus. The record is from RefSeq and is a predicted model, not a curated record. NCBI's taxonomy places the organism in Eukaryota, Fungi, Chytridiomycota, Chytridiomycetes, Rhizophydiales. Gene Ontology annotation, molecular function: ATP binding; ATP-dependent DNA damage sensor activity; mismatched DNA binding. Bases 1 to 2265 code for a protein of 754 amino acids. Gene Ontology annotation, biological process: reciprocal meiotic recombination; mismatch repair.
AUGGUAGAUACAACCGCAUCGAGUACUACAUCCACAAACAAAGAUCACAUUCGUUCAAGUACAGCUAUUUGCUCGACUGCUAGUUAUUCGACCGCAUUUACCUCAUCAGCAGCACGACCAGGCACUGCGCAUACCAGACAACACCUAUCAUGCUUUCAUGUUUGUCUUGUUCAAGGUCGAGGAGUGGUUAGUGAGGUUGGGUUUGCUGCUAUAGAUCUACGCACCAGCGAGUGUAUUGUCUCACAGUACGGAGAUACCCCAACAAAUACCAAAACGCUGCAUUGGCUUAGUACACUUGAUCCUAUACAGAUCAUUCUUGCAACAACUGCAAUAGAACCCACCCCAUCAAAGCUGUACCAGCUGAUUGAUCAGGGUAUGCCUGACAGUGACAUUGUUGCCUUCAAUCGCAAGUUUUUCAACGACGUGACUGGACUGGCUGCUGUGAGACAGCUCGGUCUUUAUGCACACACCGAAUCUUUGAUUCCUGGCCUAUCUACAAAAUGCUACUGUUUAUCUGCACUUGCUGCUCUGAUCAAAUAUAUUGAAAAAGUUCAGAAUGUUGUAUUUACCAAUCGUUCACUCAAAUUCAAGUUUGUCACCAUUGAUGGAAUUAUGAUGAUUGAUCCUGCAACAGCACGCAAUCUAGAAUUGGUAUACAACCUGCGCGACAGGCAAAGCAAGAAUUCUCUUUUUGGCGCGCUGAAUAAAACCAAGACAUCAAUGGGAGCACGUUUGCUAAGAAUAAGUGUUCUUCAGCCUCUGUUUGUACUCAAGGGAUUCCUCGAUAUUGAUCAUCUGAUUAGUUCAUUGAUUCAAGUUAAUAGAAAACAGACAAUCAAGUACUCUGAGCAAGCAAUCAACAACAUUAUUAUACUUAAACACAUUCUACUACAAACAAUGCCGCUAGUAACGUGUCUGAAUGCACCCACCUCGGCAUUAUUGGCUGCACUAGAAUUGGCUUUGAAUCAACCGUCUAUAAACGAGCUGAUUUUAACUAUCGACAAAGUUAUCAACAAAAAUGUCAAGUUUGAAAAGUCUGCAAUAGGACUACGUAAUCAACGGUGUUUUGCUGUAAGAUCUGGAUUUAAUGGUCUCUUGGACGUUGCAAGACAGACAUUCAAAGAAGCUACUGCUGAUGUGCACGAUCUUGUAAAAUUGUAUUCAAACACAUACAACCUGCCAAUCAAACUUGUAUAUACACCUACAAGUCAGUAUCAGAUGCAGUUGGGGGAGGAUUUUAUUUCUGUUCAAAACAAAAGGCUCCCUGCCGAGUUUAUCAACUCUACCAAAAAGCGCAAGCAAAUUACAUUUACUUCUUUAAAGUUGAUGAGUCAAAAUGACCGCAUACAGGAAUCACUGACUGAAGUGUAUUUGAUGGGAGACAAAAUUAUGUUUGAUCUUACUGCGCAAAUACGAGAGUAUCUAUCUAUGCUAUAUCAACUUUCAGAGACUUUGGCGCUAUUGGAUAUGAUUGUUUCUUUUGCUGCAGUGGCGAAAUCGUGGAAUGGCAUUCGACCAGAAUUUACAAACACACUUGCAAUCAAAAAUGGUCGCCAUCCCAUUCUUAUUUCAAUGGGGAAUACAGCAAUUAAAGUUGUCCCAAAUGAUGUGUUUGCAGAUUCUGCUAGUAGAUUGCAGAUCAUCACAGGACCAAAUAUGAGUGGGAAAACAACAUACCUUCGACAAAUUGCACUACUGAGUAUUUUAGCACAGAUCGGAACAUUUGUGCCAGCAGAGUAUAUUUCAGUGCGACUAGUGGACUGUCUGUUUUCACGUAUUGGAACAGAUGAUAGUUUUGAAGCAAAUUCGUCUACAUUUAUGUGUGAGAUGCGUGAAGCAGCAUUUAUACUAUCCAAUGUGACAGAAUCUAGUUUGGUGAUUAUUGAUGAGCUUGGACGUGGUACAUCGACAAGUGAUGGGUUUGGAGUUUGCUUUGCCAUUUGUGAACAGUUGCUGAACACGACGAAUGCAUUUGUGUUUCUGGUGACGCAUUUUGAGCAGCUUGCCAAAAUAUUUGUAGGUGCAGAUACCACGGGCGUUGUUGUAUUGCAUCUACAUGCUAGCACAAUUGUGGCACGAAAUCAAGAUCUGGAUAGCAUAGGGAUGUCGUUUUCAUUCAAAGUUAAACCAGGAGUGAGCACGAUCAAUGGGUAUGGGUUGUUGGCAGCUCAAGCUGUUGGGUUCAAUGCAGAUAUUUUAAGCUGUGCCAAAAAAGUUUCUGAUUUGAUGUAUAUGACCAGAUCCAACAAAAAAAAGAAAUAUUGA